CUUGGCUCUUCUGUGCCUGAAUUUGUAGGUUUAAAAAAAAAAAAAUGUCACAUAUAUAAAUAGGCCGCGUUAUAUUAAUCUAUACUUGCUUUUCUCUUAUCUUUGUUAAUAAUGCUCUCAAAAUCAUCUUGUAUAUCUGUUCAACUUCUUGAACCAACUAUUUACGUGGAUCCUAAUUCAGAAUUAUCCAAUGUGAUUAGGGGCACUAUAAAUAUUAACUUUUCAAAGACGAUGACAGUGAAAUCUAUUUCAGUUCGAUUUGAUGGCAAAAUGGAAACUAAAAGUUAUACAUGUGAUGUUAUCGACAAUGCAGGUGACUUUAUUCAAAAGAAACCGUUAACACGUCAAAGUUUAAUAUUAUAUCCUACAUUGGAACAAGAAGAUACGAAUCGUCCUUUGAUCAUAAACGCAGGGUUAACUCAGUUUGGUUUUGAGAUGCAAGUACCUUCGAAAUUACCCGAAUCGAUUGAAUGUUCCGAUAUUCAUGUCUAUUAUUAUGUAACAGCUGUUAUUGAAUAUUAUAAUAAGGAUCAUUCAUUCUUUUCUCUUCGUUCUUCUGUUAUAAAAGAAUUGGCUAGACAGCAUGUUCAAGUCACUCGUUUACCUUAUGAAAGUAUUCUUUUAGCAGAUGCAAUGUCAAGUCCUAUCGAUUCUCGUACUCAUCAUUGUGGCUGGCUCAAUUAUCAAAUCGUGAUUGAUAAAAAGGCGGUUGCGCUUGGUUCUAAUUUACCUAUCACAUUCCGAAUAACGCCUACUUGUGAUAUCGGAGUCUCUAUUGAUCGUAUUCAUAUUCAAAUGCUUGAACGUCGUGACUUACAUCGUUUAUCAACUCAUACAACCCAUUCUGUUCACACUAUUUUACCCUGUAACACGAAUAAUAAAGCAUCACUUCCAAAGGAACCUUUAAGAGAAGAUCAAGUUUGGGAAGAUACUAUUAUGUACAAAAUUCCUGGUGAUAAAGAACUUGUUCAUUCCACUCAAGAAUACUCCGAUUUUAGUGUCAGUCAUACAUUACUUAUCACCAUCACUCUUUCUACGAUUCCCAGUAGUAGUAAUCACUCUUCAGCUACUAGUCGUCGUUCUCCUCGUACACAAAAGAUGGUUACCUUUCAAGCUCAUAUUGAUAUUCUUGAUGAGACCUUGGGUGAAUUAGAAUCUCUAAAGUUACCUACUUAUGAUGCUCCUCCUCCAUUUGAAGAUAUUAUCGUCAACCAUCAUCAUCAUCAUCCUUCUUCAGUAGUAGACUAUACCUUUCCUACCACCGACUAUGAUGAUUAUCAUAAAUUACCUGAUCCUCCCGCCUAUAAUGAAAUCUUUGCUUAAUAUUACUUUCAAAAAAAAAAGGGAAAUAAUCCUUUUCCUUUACGUACACUAUUUAUACCCUUUCUUUAUUCUUAUUCACAACACUUAGAAUGUAUAUAAUAAUAUAACAACGAUUGUAAAUAAAUAAAAUAGCACAUACGUAUAAAAUA
This is a messenger RNA of Cokeromyces recurvatus, 1472 nucleotides long. RefSeq lists its product as uncharacterized. The record is from RefSeq and is a predicted model, not a curated record. Lineage: Eukaryota; Fungi; Mucoromycota; Mucoromycetes; Mucorales; Mucoraceae. The transcript has a single exon. Gene Ontology annotation, molecular function: protein-macromolecule adaptor activity; ubiquitin protein ligase binding. The coding region runs from base 112 to 1323 and encodes 403 amino acids. Gene Ontology annotation, biological process: ubiquitin-dependent endocytosis. Gene Ontology annotation, cellular component: cytoplasm; plasma membrane; cytosol.